GCGCGCGCCGCGGAGACGCCCGCCGCCGCAGCCAAUGGGAGGCCCGGGCGGCCCGUGGACGCGCGGCGGCGGCGGGAAGGCGGGAAGGCGCGGCGAUGGCGGGCCGGCGCGGGGCGCUCAUCGUGCUGGAGGGCGUGGACCGCGCGGGGAAGAGCACGCAGAGCCGCAAGCUGGUGGGCGCGCUGUGCGCCGCGGGCCACCGCGCCGAGCUGCUGCGCUUCCCGGAAAGAUCAACUGAAAUUGGCAAGCUCCUGAGCUCCUACUUGGAAAAGAAAAGUGAGGUGGAGGAUCACUCCGUGCACCUGCUUUUCUCUGCAAACCGCUGGGAACACGUGCCGUUAAUUAAGGAGAAGCUGAGCCAGGGCAUCACCCUGGUCGUGGACAGAUACGCCUUUUCCGGGGUCGCGUUCACCAGCGCCAAGGAGAAUUUCUCCCUGGACUGGUGCAAACAGCCGGAUGUGGGUCUCCCCAAGCCAGACCUGGUGGUGUUCCUGCAGCUGCAGCUGGCGGAGGCCGCCGCACGGGGCGAGUUCGGCACGGAGCGCUACGAGAGCGGCCCCUUCCAGCAGCGGGCCCUGCAGCGCUUCCAGCAGCUCCUGGGAGAUACGAGUCUGCCCUGGAAGAUGGUUGACGCUUCCAGAAGCAUCGAGGACGUCCACAGGGAGAUCCGCGCGCUGUCUGAGGACACCAUCCGGGCUGCCGCACACAGGCCGCUGGGGCAGCUGUGGACGUAGAGGGCAGGGCCCCGGUCUGCCAUCCACGAGGCGGCUGCACGUGGGGCGUCUUCUCCAGCCCUCACCUGUGCCCCGGAAAUACUAAUAAAUGACUGCUUUCCUUA
Messenger RNA from Hippopotamus amphibius kiboko, 838 nucleotides. It is a transcript of the gene DTYMK, whose product is annotated as deoxythymidylate kinase. Gene Ontology annotation, molecular function: ATP binding; dTMP kinase activity. The record is from RefSeq and is a predicted model, not a curated record. Gene Ontology annotation, cellular component: mitochondrion; nucleus; cytoplasm. Gene Ontology annotation, biological process: dTTP biosynthetic process; dUDP biosynthetic process; dTDP biosynthetic process. NCBI's taxonomy places the organism in Eukaryota, Metazoa, Chordata, Mammalia, Artiodactyla, Hippopotamidae. The transcript is spliced from 5 exons. Bases 96 to 734 code for a protein of 212 amino acids.